Dromaius novaehollandiae (emu) is the source of this 2251-nucleotide messenger RNA. RefSeq names its product lymphocyte activating 3 (gene LAG3). The transcript is spliced from 8 exons. The record is from RefSeq and is a predicted model, not a curated record. Lineage: Eukaryota; Metazoa; Chordata; Aves; Casuariiformes; Dromaiidae. The coding region runs from base 34 to 1557 and encodes 507 amino acids.
AGACAUUGCCCCUCAUCUCUCCUGGAUGCCACCAUGAGGCCGGUGUCCAUGUUGCUGUUUCUCGCCUUCACUCUGCUGGUUUUCAAUGCUGGCAACAUGCCACCAGGAGGAGCAGAGGAAGAAAAGACGGAGCAGAAAGUGUGGGCCAGAGAGGGGAGUCCAGCUGUGCUGCCUUGCUACCUGAUCCCUAAAAAGCUGAAGAACAGCUGGAAACAGCUAUCUGACAAGACAUCUGUGCUGUGGAAGCGACAUGGGGUAAGCACCCACCAGGAGCCACACAUGGUGUUGGAGGUGGAGUACACAGGCCUCCGGAAGAUGGCCCUGCCCAUGAGGCCCCGGGUAUCAGUCCAGGACCCUGCCUUACGCAAUGGCAAUUUCUCCCUGCUAAUCGACCCAGUCAGGAGUGAGGAUGCUGGGUGGUACGAGGCACAGGUGGCUUACAGCAACAAGGAGGUCCAGAACUGCCAGGUGGAGCUGGGUGUGGUAACAGUAACCCUCAGUCCUCCUGGCUUUGUGGUAGAAAAUGAGCCACUGUUAUUGAGCUGUAACUCUAGUCACCGGGCCAGCCUUGUGGAGACACGCUGGUUCCACAAUGGGCAACUGGUCCCCACCUCUGGGACUCUCUGCUCCUUCCAUGGGGCUCUCUCCAUCCUUCGGCCAUCCAUGCGUGACUCAGGUCCCUGGCACUGCCAGCUCAGAUACUCUGAUAAUGAGAUCAUUUCUGCCACGCACAACUUGCAAAUUCUAGGUUUUGAUGGCCCAAUCAACCCUAUAGUCUAUGCUGCAGCUGGCUCUGCAGCUGACCUGCCAUGCACCCUGAGCUACCUGCCCAGUGCCUUUGGGAUCAAUGGAGUGAAAGCCCACUGGAGCCGUCUUGCAGGAGGACACUUGGAAGCCUGGGCCUUCUCCAAGAAUUGGAGUAGCAGAAGCUUUCCCCUUCAUCUUUCUGUGGUGGGUUCAGGUGAUGCAGGGCAGUACCGCUGUGCUGUCUCUGUUGGCAGCAAGAAAAUCAGCAGGGACGUGACUUUGGCAGUGGUUACAGUCACCCCAAGCAUCCAAGGACCAGUUUCUGAGGGGUCUCGCUUGCUGCUCAUUUGUGGCAUCACACACCCCCGGGGACAUGAACGCUUCCAGUGGAAGCGCCUCAACUCAUCUCCCACUAACAAGCUGGUUGCAGCCACCUCCCAUAACCCAGAGGGCCACGGAUUCCAAACAGGCCCUACCUUGGAAAUACCCCAAGUAUCACAGAAGGAUAUGGGCGCAUGGGAAUGCAGUGUACAUGGCCCAGAAGGCAGACUGGGAGCAGUGGAAUAUGGACUGCAGAUCAUGGGUGCCCAGGUCUCCAGCCCUCCCACCAUCUUCAGUGGGCAGGUUACUUUUGGGCUCACACUCACCCUCUUCCUCCUGCUUACAGUCUGUGUUCUGGCUCUGGCUCUACAGAAAAGGGCACAAUCUCCUGCCUUCCCAGCACUGGAAGGGAUAGUUGCAGUCAAUAUGCCAAGGAAGAAGGAGAUGGAGGAGCAGCAGGAAGAACAGAUCCAGCAGACUGAGUGUUGAUGGGAGCAGGGAUGCCAGGCCCAGUCUGCAUGGGAGGAUGAGACUCUGUGCCAUGCUGCAGAGAGAUGGGCACCAUGCAGACCUUUCAGGAGGGUCUAGGGGUGGCAUGAACAUAGCAGGAUGUCAUGGGAGCUUUGUACCUGCUGAGAGGCUGAAAGUUGCACACCAGGGCAAGCUGAGAGUCGCUGCUGCAGUAAGGAACCAGGCAGCACAAAAGCUUUGGAGCUAUUGGAACCAGCAGCUAUUGCCUGCUUGUUUCACUUCUCUUUCCUACCCUUUGCCUCUCCUUCCUGCCUUCUCUCACAGCCUUUCCUGGAUGGGGCUUUUAAAUGGGUGAGAUGGCUGGAAACCAGCUCUCCUGUAGCCAGCUGGUGUUUUCUUCCCUGCUGCCCACUGUCCUCUCCCUCUCCCCACACUGGCCUGCUCUUGCACUCAUUCACUGGCAGAGGGGACUCCACAGAGGACUGCGCAUGUUGCACAUUUUGAGUGUUUUAUUUUAUUAGAAAUUCAUUUUAGAACCUCCAAUAAAUCAAUCAGUCAAAAAAACCAUUGGCCCUAGUGUUUUUGUGGAGGAUCGUGCCUACUGAUAGUGUUGGGUGUAUCUCUGUACCUGUGUGAAGUCGCUUCUAAGAAAUUUGCUGCCUUCUCUUUCUACUUUACUGAAGUUGACUGAUAAUUUCUGACACUGGGUGGG